Megalops cyprinoides (Indo-Pacific tarpon) is the source of this 1504-nucleotide messenger RNA. RefSeq names its product leucine-rich repeat neuronal protein 4-like. Gene Ontology annotation, molecular function: protein binding. The record is from RefSeq and is a predicted model, not a curated record. Bases 162 to 902 code for a protein of 246 amino acids. The transcript is spliced from 2 exons. Lineage: Eukaryota; Metazoa; Chordata; Actinopteri; Elopiformes; Megalopidae.
UUGAGGGGAGGCUGAGUGAGUUUAUAAUAAACAGGGCAAGGGAGAAGGAGAGAAGGAAAAGAGGAAAAGAGGAAACGGAUCUGAAAAGAGGACGAAAGAGGAGCCCAGGGAAAAAGCAAAGGCUCCAGAAGAGAUACAAAACAAUCCCUUCUUCAGGCACCAUGGCAGCCAGAUGGAACCGGCUCUACAUACUUGUAGCACUUUUACUGGCCCUGUCCUGCAGCUCCUCGGCCAAUCAUCUCGGGGAGGGAAACCGCACAGCGGUCCUCCGCCCCCGAACCGGCGACCCAACGGGAGUGAAUACAGACGAGGACUACAACAACUUUGAGGAGGAGGAUGAUAUGCCACCCACCCCACCUCCGGUUCCUUCCCAGGACAGCAGCCCUGUGUACUGCGACUACAACCCGUGCCUGGAUCAGCAUCCUCCCUGCGCGGAGCUGGCAGCCGUUAGUAGCUGCAGGUGCCCGGGGUUGAGCGGGCCCCAAGAGGUCCCCGAGCCCCCGUUUUUACAGCAGGUGGUGCAGCAGGGGUCCGAGGUGGCGGUUCAUUGGUGUGCCCCGGCCUCCACCGUGUCCCGCUACCAGGUGGUGGUGGACGGCGGCAAGCCCCAGGUUUUCGAUUGGCUGUCGAGGAAGGCGAUGCUGAAGGAUGUGGUGGCGGGGGCGGUGGUGUGCGUGGAGGCAGUGAACGGGGCAGGGGUGAGCAGCCGCACCCAGGUGUCCUGCAAGCCCUACGAGCCCCAGAGCAGCACCAGCCUGGCCCUCAAGGCCGGGCUCAUAGGUGCCGGACUGGGCCUGCUGCUACUCCUCUCCCUGGUCGCCCUCCUGCUGUGGAGACACAAGGGCCAGAGGAAGUCUCAGGGCACAAGCUCUUCUCAUCCGGCUGAAGGGGUGCCCCUCUGAGAGGAUGGAAAGACUCUUCACUACGAGAAGGCAGUUAGAGAAAGAGGCACUGACACACUAUAAUCUCCUCUGGGCUGGGACACAAAAGCCACAGAGAACAACCUUAUUUUGAAUGUCUGAGUAUUAAUGUGCAUAUGCUUGUGCAUAAAUGUGGCUGUUUACUUCAACGUGCAUUAACUAUUAACAUAUUUAUUAAACUUCAGAACUGGAACCCGGUACCCCACAAAUACAUCAACAGGACGUCCCAUGAAAAGAAAUGGUCUUUAUGCUGCAUAACUGUGUCAGUUGAUGAUGUCUGUAUGUGUGACAGGUUAUGAGAUGUAUAUUUUCCGUGUAUCACUGUCUGAGAAUGUGGGUGAGCAAACCAACGGUCACAUCAGUAUUGCUAUUAGCGGCAGCCAGGGAGGAGAGAGCUGAGACACGUGCGACAGAUUCGGCGGCCGGAUGCUGUCACACACUGGACCAAACAGUGGUUUAAGACGGAGAGAUGAAAUCAUUGCUCAUACCUCUUGUGAGAGUGAUACAAACAUCUGCUGCAUGUGCUGCUUCAGACUUCCAUGUAACCCUUGUGCAAAUAUGUGAGCCAAGCCCAAAAAUAUUUA